Messenger RNA from Spodoptera littoralis (African cotton leafworm), 1938 nucleotides. The record is from the annotation of a GenBank genome assembly. NCBI's taxonomy places the organism in Eukaryota, Metazoa, Arthropoda, Insecta, Lepidoptera, Noctuidae.
AUGCGUGUGCGCUGGUGGCGCGCUGUGGUGCUUUGCGCAUGCGCCCUUGUGCUGCGCAGCCACGCCCUGCCUCCUGCCACCCUGGGCGAUGUCGUCGCCAACGCUGCUACCAGUCUCAACUCUAUGAAGGUGACGGGAGCAUGGCGACGCCUCUCAAGUACGGUCAGCGAGUCAGUGGGUCUGAAGCAUGCGUUACGUCGGCUGCAGGCAGUACCAGCGCGUGCGGCUCGGCUGGUUCACGCACUGGUAGAUCGCAUGCGCGUUGGAGGCGGGCCUAUUGUCUUCACGCAACUAGGAGCGCUGCGUGGACGCAAGCUUGUUACCAGGACUACAGCUCAGACGCCAUACUAUAGUUUUAAGGGUAUAAGAUAUGCCCAACCACCUCGAGGGUCUCUCCGGUUCCGGCCACCAGCCCCCUUGGAGCCAUGGUCAGGAAUACGGGACGCGUUAGAAGAGGGCGCUGUGUGCCCUCAUCGGUUUAUGCUCUUCGACACCUACAAGGGAGACGAGGACUGCCUCUUCCUCAACGUGUACACUCCCGCGCUCCCUGAUAAAAUGUCUGGGUACAAUCCAAAAUUAGCAGUAAUGGUCUGGAUACACGGUGGUGCCUUUGCUAUGGGCUCCGGUAAUGCGUUCCUCUACGGUCCCGACCAUCUCGUCGGUGCAGGAGUGGUGCUGGUCACACUCAAUUACAGGCUCGGCGCCCUGGGCUUCUUGAGUCUUGAGAACGAAGAAGUUUCUGGAAAUAUGGGUCUGAAGGACCAAGUGAUGGCUCUGAAAUGGGUGCGGGACAACAUUGAGGCGUUCGGUGGCGACCCGGCGCGCAUUACCAUCUUCGGCGAGUCUGCGGGAGCCGCCUCCGUGCACCUACACAUGUUGUCACCUGCAUCACAGGGUUUGUUCCAUGCUGCCAUUGCGCAAAGUGGUGUGGCAGUGGCUCCUUGGGCGCUUGCGCACGAACCUCGCGCACGCGCCUUCGAGCUAGGCAGGGAGUUGGGCAUCGACACCAACAACACCGCUGAACUGUUGGGCUACCUCCGCGCGACACCCAGCGAAUUGCUCGUCAAAGCGGGGGCUCGGUUGUCAAGUGCUCCAGGCAAGUCAGCUGACCUUCAAAGCACCGUGGCAUUGCCCUUCUUGCCCACACUGGAGCCAGAAGGACCCGAUGCCUUCCUCACCAAACCUCCCAAGGAAACACUUCCCGGCGCCGAUGUUCCGUUCCUUACUGGAUACAAUGCACAGGAAGGCAUUAUACUGUUUCGAAGACUCCAACGUUACCCAAAGCUGUUGAAUGAACUGGAGCAUGAAUUCCGUCGUGUGGUGCCGCCGGAGCUCCUACACCAUAAUGACACCAUCGUCGACAAGAUAUCAGACUCUAUCAGAGAAUUCUACUUCCAACAGAAACCGAUCGAAAACAGAAACAUUGACAACCUUAUUGACUUAUUCACAGAUGUGAUGUUCCUGCGGCCUGUCCUGGAGACGGUCCGCCAGCAAGUAGAGAGUAAUCGGACGAGUCCUACGUACUUGUAUCGAUUCGCGUUCGAUGGAGCCCUGGGGCUCUUCAAACGUAUGCUGGGCAUCACACACGCAGGCGCCUGCCAUGGCGACGAGAUGGGAUAUCUGUUCUACUUCUCAAGACUCAACUACAGAUUGGAUGACGAUUCUCCCGAGCUAGCUGUCUCACGACGCAUGGUGCAAAUGUGGACGAACUUCGCGAAAACUGGGAAUCCAACGCCGAGUGUGGACUACGAAUCAGUAGUUGACUUCACCUGGCCUCAAGUCAACAAUACGGAACAUAUCAGCUAUCUGGACAUCAAUGGUAACUUCACCGUACAGACGGACCCUGAAUCAAAGAGAGUGAAGUUCUGGAACUUUCUAUAUGAGAACUAUGGUGCUAAGCAAGAGGACACCACUAACUCAACUGUAGUUGACCAGUGA